Molecule: messenger RNA, 933 nt
Organism: Talpa occidentalis (Iberian mole)
Lineage: Eukaryota; Metazoa; Chordata; Mammalia; Eulipotyphla; Talpidae
Product: olfactory receptor 8D4-like
Exons: 1
Coding region: 1-933 (310 amino acids)
Biological process (GO): G protein-coupled receptor signaling pathway; sensory perception of smell
Cellular component (GO): membrane
Molecular function (GO): G protein-coupled receptor activity; odorant binding; olfactory receptor activity
Source: RefSeq, a predicted model, not a curated record
AUGGGGAUAAGAAAUCAGUCCACAGUGACCGAGUUUGUUCUUUCAGGAUUAACUGACCAACCAGAGCUUCAGCUGCCCCUUUUCUUCCUCUUCUUGGGGAUUUAUAUAGUUACCGUGGUGGGGAAUCUCGGCAUGAUCUCCAUAAUUGGGUUGAGUCCUCAACUUCAUAUUCCCAUGUACUAUUUCCUCAGCAGUUUAUCUUUCAUAGAUUUCUGCUAUUCUUCUGUUGUUAUUCCAAAAACGCUUGUAGGAAUUUUCAGCAGAGAUAAAGCUAUCUCCUAUUCUGGAUGCAUGACUCAGUUCUUUUUUUUCUGUAUGUUUGCCGUUUCUGAGUGCUACAUGUUGGCAGCAAUGGCCUAUGACCGCUAUGUCGCCAUCUGCAGCCCCCUGCUCUACAAUGUCAUCAUGUCCCCGCGAGUCUGUUCUCUACUGGUGGCUGGUGUCUUCUCAGUAUGUUGUUUAUAUUCCAUGAUUUUUGAGGGAUGUUUGUUAACUUUGGAUUUCUGUGGAUCCAAUGUCAUUAAACAUUAUUUCUGUGACAUCAUGCCUCUUAUUAAGCUUGCCUGUUCCAGCACGUACAUUGAACUUUUGCUUUAUGUUCUUGGUGGAUUUAACAUGGUAACCCCCGCCAUGACAAUCAUCAUUUCAUAUGCCUUCAUCAUCUCCAGCAUCCUCCGCAUCCAAUCUAAAGAGGGCAGGUCCAAAACUUUCAGCACCUGUGGCUCCCACUUGACAGCUGUUGUUAUUUUCUAUGGAUCUCUCAUUUCCACAUAUCUCAAACCAGCUUCCAGUAGUUCAGCCAUCCAGGAGAAAGUGACAUCUGUAUUUUACACUAUGGUGAUUCCCAUGCUGAACCCCCUGAUUUAUAGCCUGAGGAAUAAGGAAGUCCAAAAUGCCGUAAUAAAACUCUUAAAGAGAAUAACAUCUCCAUAA